Messenger RNA from Emericellopsis atlantica, 3293 nucleotides. Its product is annotated as 3-hydroxyisobutyrate dehydrogenase. The transcript is spliced from 4 exons. Gene Ontology annotation, molecular function: oxidoreductase activity; NADP binding; NAD binding. The record is from RefSeq and is a predicted model, not a curated record. Bases 164 to 3043 code for a protein of 959 amino acids. Lineage: Eukaryota; Fungi; Ascomycota; Sordariomycetes; Hypocreales; Bionectriaceae.
UCAACCUCACAAGACUCCAGAGUCCACUCCAAGUUCAGCAACCCACAUUGUUCGUACCCAUCGGCAUGCGGUUUCUUUAUAAACAGGGUCGGGCGCCCUCGAGAUCACUCGUGAUGAUGGCUGGGAUCUCUGAAAAAACCACACAUCGCCUACUCCCGACAUCAUGGCGCACAAUGUCGAAGUUGUUGGCCUAGGCACAGACGCCAAGAUCAAGCUGGUACACCGGCACUUGAUCGGCGUGCACACUGCAGCAGCAGCUGAAGCCAUUGGUCUUGCCACCAAGGCUGGGCUUGCCCCAAGGGACGUGUUCGACAUCAUAAAGAAUGCAGCAGGAAGCUCGUGGUCAUUCAAAGACCGCGUGCCACAGAUGCUCAAUGAGGAUUGGGCGCCACGAUCAUCCUUGGACGCGGCUGUGGACAACAUGGGAACCGUGAUAGCCGCAGCUCGUGGUAUUCAAUUCCCUCUGCCGGUGGCGUCAGUGGUGGAGCAACUGUACAUCGCUGGUGCUGCGCAAGGCUACGGGAGCGAGGACGACGCUGCUCUUGUCAAGCUUUUCCUCCAAGACGGUCAUGUCACCUCGAAGAUAGAGCAAACGGCUCACGACGGAGCCCAGCUGACGCCUGUCACAACACCAGUGGAGAUCGCUAAGGUUGGUUUCAUCGGCCUCGGUGCCAUGGGUCAGGGCAUGGCCGCUUCGCUUGCAAGAGGAGGCUUUGACGUGCAUGGCUACGACGUGUGGAAGCCAUCCAUCGACAAGUUUGUGUCCACAAAUGCAAAGGCGACCGCAGCCGAAUCACCAGCCAUGGCUGCAAAGGAUGCUGAUAUCCUGCUGCUUAUGGUUCAGAACGCCGCGCAGGCAGAAGAUGUUCUCUUCGGCUCCGGCAAGGCCGCCGCUGCUCUCCCCGACGGCGCCGUUGUUAUCCUUGCCUCGACGGUGCCACCUUCUUUCGCGCGCAAGUUGAAAGGGAUGCUGGGCGACUUGGGCCGCAAUAUCGGAAUGCUCGACUGUCCCGUGAGCGGGGGUGUGGUACGCGCCGCGAACGGUACGCUGAUGAUCAUUUGCUCCGGAGAUGAGCCAAUGGUGGAAAAGGCACACAGUGCUAUCCUCUCCAUGACUGGCACACCGACCAAUCUAUGUCGCGUCAAGGGUGGUGUAGGCGCAGCAUCAUCUGUCAAGAUGAUCAACCAGCUACUCGCCGGCGUCCACAUUGCGGCCGCGGCCGAGGCCAUGGCACUUGCGGCCCGUUUAGGUCUCGACACGCGUGAGGUCUUUGACCUCGCUUGCAAGGGACCAGCUUGGAGCUGGAUGCUCGAAAACAGAGGACCGCAAAUGCUCGAGGCGGACUGGACGCCACACUCGGCGCUGGCUAUCUUUGUCAAGGAUCUGGGCAUUGUUCUGGAUGAGGCCAAGAAUCUGGGGUAUUUUGCGCCCAUCUCGUCAGCCUCACACAACUUGUACCUGGCGGGCGCGAGCAAAGGCUGGGCGAAAGAGUCGGACGCGGGUGUCGUGCGUCUGUGGGACGUCUCUGUAUCAGCGAAUGCGUCACCCAAGGCAAGCAAACCGCAGAAAGAAACGGAGACAGUUCCCAUCAAGCCUCUGCCUGCCAAGAAGACGCUCGCCGCACUGCCCGAGGAGUACUCAACAGAUGUUCUCGACGACAACCGUCGGUACGUCGACAGUGGGGGCGCGCCUGUGCUUGUGGUGCUGGAUGACGAUCCCACGGGCACACAGACCUGCCACGACAUUGACGUGCUGACCGUUUGGGAUAUUGAGACGACACGGGCCCAAUUCGAGCGCGAGUCGAGGGGUUUUUUCAUCUUGACCAAUAGUCGAGCCCUUCCAUCGACAGAAGCCAAGGCUUUGAUCCUGGAGAUUUGCCAGAACAUAAAAGAGGCGGCGAAGCAAGCCGGGAAAACGUUCGAAAUCGUACUACGCGGCGAUUCCACGCUCCGAGGCCAUCUCCCUGAAGAGCCAUUGGCAGCUGAAGAGGCUCUUGGAAAAUUCGAUGGCUGGAUUCUUGCACCCUUCUUUAUGCAAGGGGGCCGGUAUACGAUAGACGACGUGCACUAUGUCCAAGAGGGCGAGACUCUGGUGCCAGCCAGCCAAACCCCCUUUGCACAGGACGCCACGUUUGGGUACAAGAACUCCAACCUACGAGAGUAUAUCCUCGAGAAGUGCGGUUCGCGGUUCGACUCAUCGUCAUUCUUGUCCGUGACGCUCGAGGACAUCCGCACGGGAGGGCCAGACGGCGUCAAGGCCAAAUUGCUUUCGCGACCUAUUGGUCAAGGCACUGCGGUUGUCAUUGUCAAUGCAGUAGCCGAGUCGGAUAUGCACGUCUUUGUCGCAGGACUACUCAAAGCGCAAGAGGCUGGACGGCGAUAUCUCUAUCGCACAGCGGCAGCGUUUGUGUCGUCGAGACUUGGCAUCAGGGGCAUCGCCCCGUUAAGCAUAGACGCCGUGUCACCGCCAGCAUCCGUCACAGGCUCGUCGUCAGCACCUCCCGCUGGAGGACUCAUCCUGGCCGGGUCCUACGUCCCCAAGACAACCGCACAGCUCAAGAGGCUGCGUGAGCAACGAGGGUCCAAGCUGGCUGUCGUGGAACUUGACGUGUCUGAUCUCAUCAAGUCAGAGGAGUCGGCAUCUCAAACCAUUGCCGCUGCCACCGCCACGGCAAAUGCAGAGGUCGCUUCGGGCCACGACAUACUGGUCAUGACUUCGCGGACACUCGUCAAGACGUCUGACGCGCUCGGGUCGCUUCAGAUCGGGUCGAAAGUAGCCAUUGCUCUGGUACAGAUUCUACAGGGCAUCGAGACACGGCCGCGGUAUAUCAUCGCCAAGGGUGGCAUCACGUCGUCAGAUGCAGCGUCCAAGGGGCUGAACAUGCGGCGAGCACGGAUUUUGGGGCAAGCAGCACCUGGUGUGCCGCUAUGGAGGUGCGAUGAGGCCACGAGUCGCCACGCUGGGGUGCCGUAUGUGGUGUUUCCUGGAAAUGUAGGGACUGACGAUACGCUGGCGGAUAUUGUCGAGGCUUGGGAUGUCUGAGUAAGGUCGGGCACACAACCAAAGCAGGAGGUAAUUAGAAGAAGGACUCGAAAUAGUCGCCCGGCUGCAGGCGUUCCGAUCUUCCGGGGCCCGCCGCCCACUGCUCACGACCGCUUCCGGCUUGGCGGGACCGAGUCGAAAUACCUUCGCUCCGUGUCCGUCGGAGAGAAUGUGGCUCUAAUUCCUCGGUAUCCCACUGUCCCGACUCCCACACGUUACUAAUGCUUGACUAUCAUUUGUAAUGACGCUA